UUUUUAAACAGUUUUACUAUUAUAGUAUUUCGAUUAGUAAUUCGUAAAACGUAUGUACAAACAUCGUACCAAUCUGAAAAAAAUUCACACGGAAUGUUUUAAACGUAGUAGGUGCAAUAUUAUAUACUCGUGCUUAAAUUGUUUAAUUGGGUACUAAGCUUAGGUACUUUUUGUAAAGAUUUUGAAAUUACUUAUUUAAAAAAAAAUUAAAUUGUUAUUCUGUUUUAAUAGUCUAAAGUAGACCAUCACGUAUUAAAGUGCGAGUUUGUUUAAGUAAUGUUUUAGUCAGAGCAUAGUUCCUUAAGAAUAUUUUCUUUAAAUUAUUUUGCUCAAUAAGAGAAACAGAGUUUUUUUACCGAAAUUCUAAGGUCGCGCUAGUUCGUUAAACCUAAUAUUUUUAUCUCCAAAGUUUGCUACGUUAUAAAGACCCAAUUUGAGGCUUAUUAUAUUAACUGAAUAAUUUGAGGUCGUCCUUAUCCGAGAUGUCAUCUGAAAGGGAAAAUGUAUUUGUCAAGGAUAGAUUUUUGUUUUUAUGGUAACUAAUGAUAGUCAAUUUAAGUUCAUUUGUAGCCUUAAAAUAGUUUUUUUCUAAGCACAAAAUGAUGAGUAAUCUAUGUAGUUUUGAUUCAAUUCAAAUACUAGCGUUUUUUCGUAUUUAUUUUCGGUCUUAUUCUAGGACUUUUUAUUCUAGGAAGGCUUUUUUAGUCUUAGGACCAGUGUUCUGCACAUUAUUGAGCAUACGUAUACGUCCGCUUCAGACACUUAAUUAUUUUAAUUGUUAACAGGCUAUUUCGCAGGAAUGACCUAUAGGGUCAUGAAAUAUAUUUGUUUCCCAAAAAAGAAAAUUGAUAAGCCUUUACAAAUUAUUGAAUUAACAGAGCAUUUGAAACAUUUUUUUUUUUAAUUUAAGGUCAUAUUAUAUCGAAUUUAAAUGGAUAUUAUAGGUUUGAACUUGGUGCAAUCUUGUUUAAUCAGUGUUGGAAUAACGCAUUCGAGUAAAUGCAAUUAGGUACGCUUGCAAAUAAUCGUAUUAGAGGUCCGCUGGCGCCAAUCGUCGCAAAUCCUUGCGUUUGAACGCGUCGAGUCGCCGUCAACCAUAGUAUUUUGCAAUAUUUGUUGUUGAAUGGACGUACAUAACGUCCCAUUACCGAUCCCCGGUGGGAAAAAUAAAAAAUAAAUAAAUCGUCAUAUAUAUGUGUGGAAAAACUGUGUAAAAUAUAUAAUUUUUCUGUAUAUUUUCUUUAAUUAGUAACAGUUGUCGCCAAAAGAGGUCGAAAGUAAAUGGCGUUACGUCAUCAAAUGUACGAAAUGAUUGCUUUUGGAAAUGUGUUUUUAAUAGUUACCAUAAAUGUGUUUUUUAUCUAAUACCAAGAGAAAUGUGGCUAAAGAUGUGUAAACGGACUAGUUGUACUUGUAACAUAUUAUCUAAAAAUUUAAGUGAUAACAUAAACAGGUAUACGGUGAUCAAAUUAUGUGUGAAGAAAGUUUUGGAUUACUUCAAAAAGAUAAUUGAAUAUUUUGUCCGAAGCCGUAGCACCACCAUAUUUACAUACACAGACGGCACCUACGAAGAGGAGUACAGCUGCUGGCCACCAGCCAUCUGCAUGAUCAUCAUAUCCAUAGCGGAGAUCGUUCUGUUCUGCUAUGACGCCGCCCAGGGCAAGACCGACGCCACGGGACCCAUCGCGCAGCUAUUUAUAUACAACCCUCACAAGAGGCAGGAGGCGUGGCGGUUCUUGACUUAUAUGCUCGUUCAUGUUGGCGUAGUCCAUCUCCUGGUUAACCUGCUGGUGCAGUUGUUCCUCGGCGUUCCUCUGGAGAUGGUCCAUCGAUGGUGGCGAGUGAUCCUGGUAUACUUGGCCGGUGUGGCAGCUGGAUCGCUGGCCACCAGCCUCACUGAUCCAAAGGUGUACCUUGCGGGUGCUUCUGGAGGAGUGUACGCGCUUAUAGCUGCUCAUAUAGCUACUAUUAUUAUGAAUUGGGCGGAAAUGGAGUUCGCGAUAAUCCAACUGCUGGUGUUUCUACUGCUGGCGUCGGUGGACGUUGGUACCGCGGUGUACGACCGGUACUGGAGACACCUGCAGCAGAACAUUGGCUACGUGGCGCAUCUGGCGGGAGCAGUGGCCGGUCUCCUCGUAGGCAUAGGAGUACUCCGGAACUUAGAGAAGAGAAAAUGGGAGAAGCGGUUAUGGUGGGCGGCAGUUGUACUAUACUUCUCACUGAUGAUAGCCGGGGUGCUUGCCAAUAUCUUCUGGACGUCGCAUUUCGAAACUACGAGUACAUAGAACAAAGAAAUUCUUCUAGAACAUUCUAGUUAUAUUCUCGAAUUUUGUAAAGGAGCUUCUAAAUAGGCAGUUAUAAAGCUGUGUUAACGAUUUAGACGUGGUGGUGGACGCAACUUUUUUAUCAUCAUGACCAAACCAUCGCCGGCUCAUUACAGAGCACGGGGUUUCCUUUCAGAAUGAGAAUGGUUUUGCCAUAGCUGGCCAAGUAAGGAUUACAACAACAUAAAAUUCAGUCAAAAACUGUUCUAAGUUAGUCACUGAUGUCAAAGGACUCUAUAGAAAAUGUAUAUUUUACGUUCCAUUACAUACAGUGCAAAAAAAAAAACUAAAACAAUAUAUUAUUAUUUAAAUAUCUCGCGAAAACAAUAUGGCGCCUUAUAUGUCAUCGUGACGUCACUUGCUUGUAUUUUGUACGAAAUUACACUCUAUACGCAACUGUUUACAAGUAGUUGACGUCAUCAACCAUUCGGCCAAUUCACAGUCGUUUACGAUCACGUGACUAAAGUAGACAAAAA
Molecule: messenger RNA, 2800 nt
Organism: Maniola jurtina (meadow brown)
Lineage: Eukaryota; Metazoa; Arthropoda; Insecta; Lepidoptera; Nymphalidae
Gene: rho-4
Product: rhomboid-related protein 1-like
Exons: 5
Coding region: 1377-2285 (302 amino acids)
Cellular component (GO): membrane
Molecular function (GO): serine-type endopeptidase activity; calcium ion binding
Source: RefSeq, a predicted model, not a curated record